AUAUUUUGAUUUUUCUGUAACGGCGCUACGAAAAAGCGCGCGACUUAAAAUUUUUCUUUCUUUAUUAAUAUUACGUUUCUUAAAAUAUUUGUAAUCUGUUCAACUGUGUGACUAUACGUUUUUUUAAAUCUUGAUAUUGUAAAAUACUUUAAUGUAGUAAUCAGAUUUCAUCACGUAAAUAGUAGCGUUUUAAUAGUUUGAAAGUUAUUUCCACUGUCUUAGGUGACAUAAAAAAUGCUUCACUUAAAAAGAAACAAAUGUUCAAGAAUAAUAAAAUAUCCACGGAAACAAUGUAGAAACUUCAAACCCCGUGAAAAAUGCACUGAUGCAUCAUUUGUGUGCUAUCCUGUAGAAUUCCUUGGUGCAAAGAUAAGAAAAAUGGCUUUAAAUCAAGCUAAAGAGUUGCUAUGUGCAAUGAAGAAUGAAGACUAUAAAAAGCUUGUGGAUCUUGCAUCAAAAAAUAAAUCUAAAAAAGUCCCAUAUACGUUUAAAGAUGCAAUAAAAAAUUUAAGUGGUAGUGAAAUAGAUAAAUUGUGGUCCAUGUUAAACAAGAUGGUGGAAAAGAAAGCAGAAGUUCUACUUGAUGGCAACAAAGAUACUAGUAAUACAUCUCUGGAUAAUAAGACUUGCACUGAACUGAAUCAAGUACUUAAUGCUGCAAUUGACUUAGCAUCUGUAGUUUUUGAAGAAAGUAUGCCUGCUUCACAAGAUCUUUUACAUAUGGUUGUAUUUCUAAAUGGUAUACUCUUUGAAAUUCCAAUCAGCAUAGAACAAUUGCGAAACAGUAUUGCUCAUUUAUGUGAAAAAAUGUAUCAUUUGAAUUAUGUUGUAAAUUUGAAUCAAUAUUUGAUCCACAAUGUUGUGAUUUACCUGCUGAAGCGUACAUUAACUCGCAAAGCAAUAAAAACAGAUGUGAAGAGAAUUUAUGCAAUGCGUUCGGUGAUCCCCAAAAUAUUAGAAAUGAGUGAAAUUAACCCUAAACUUGUGUGGGAAUUACUCAAGAAAUGUGCCACAUCUCAUCUUUAUCUUUGUAUGCAAGAGGUAAUAUAUUCAAAAUAAGUUUCUUAUUUAUGUAAAUUUUCACCUCAGUAAAACUGUUAUGGGCACUAAUCAGAGCUGUCUUUUAGCUGGCAGGAAA
This is a messenger RNA of Stegodyphus dumicola, 1138 nucleotides long. Its product is annotated as condensin-2 complex subunit G2-like. The record is from RefSeq and is a predicted model, not a curated record. Gene Ontology annotation, cellular component: condensin complex; nucleus. Lineage: Eukaryota; Metazoa; Arthropoda; Arachnida; Araneae; Eresidae. Gene Ontology annotation, biological process: mitotic sister chromatid segregation.